AUGAAUCGAGAUUUUUCCCACAUAGCAGUAGUUCGUAUGUCCCAUAAAAAACUUUUAAAAUGUCAACGUUCCAAAAAACAAAAGAUUAAACAGCGUUUUUAUUUCAAUCGAUCAAAACGACGAUAUUCAAAAAAAAUUCAAUCUAGUAUUAUACAUCAAUUAAGUUCGAAUAGUAUUUGUUUUUCUAAUGCAUCAAAACGUCAUCAUUCAGUAUUAUCAUCGAAUACGAGUCAGACGAUCAUCAAUCGAAAACAAAAUAAUAUUGAUAAUGAAAUACAAGAAAAUGGAAUCUCUAUACGAACAAAAAAAGAAAAAAAUCAAUCGAGUUUAUCUAAUCCUGUUCAAGAUUGUCUUCCUAUUAAUUCAAUUAUCAAUUCAACAACAUAUUUUGAUAUGUCUAAUACUCAUCGAUUCUUAAGUCGUAAUCAUCAAAUAAAUCCUAUUAACAGUGAAGAUUUGUUUAAAGAUGAUUUUAUAAUAAAUAUUGAUGAAAGGAAUCGAAGAAAAAAGAAGAAAAAGAAAUUUAAUUUAUCACCUUGUAAACUUUGUUUAUGUAUCCUUGUUUUAUUCUUAAUUAUUGGAUGUAUUAUUGGUGCAAUUGUAUAUGGAGUUAGUCGAUCGAAAAAUUCAACAGAUGCAGUUGUAACAACCACUCAAAAUUCUGUAUGUACAACGGGUGGUAUUACGUGUCCAACACCGUUGUUUUCUUGGAAUAGAACAAAUAACUGUACCAAGUCAUCAUCAUCAUAUGUUUAUUAUACGUGUUGUUAUCAAGCAGUAUCAACUCAGUUGACAAUUCGAUUUAAACUUCAAGAAGAAGUUACUCAUUGGUAUAUUGAUGAUGUUAGCAUGAUACAGGGUAAUGGUGAACUUAUAAUUAAUGGUGGUUUUGAAUCGAAUUUAACCGGAUGGACAAUAAUACGUUCAACAAAUCUUUCAGUAACAUCGUAUGCAGAUAUUGCACCAGGUGCAGCACAUUCUGGAUCAGCGUAUCUUUAUUCAGCAGCAAUAUCCACGCCCGAUUAUAUAAAACAAACUGUUAAUGUUAUUCAAGGUCAAAAUGUGAAUAUUAGUUUCUGGUGGUUUGAUGAAGGUGGUGUUGGUGGUUCAUUCGAUAUAUGUGAAGGAACUGUAACACUUAUUCCUUAA
Molecule: messenger RNA, 1149 nt
Organism: Rotaria sp. Silwood2
Lineage: Eukaryota; Metazoa; Rotifera; Eurotatoria; Philodinida; Philodinidae
Source: the annotation of a GenBank genome assembly